AGUCCGAUCACUGAUGCUUUGCGCCUCAAUUGGAACUACGGUAGCUCUUCCCCAGGACAGUCAACAACCGAGGGACUUAAAAGGCAGCAAAACGCUCUAUUCCGAUAAUCGCAUCAAUGGAGGUGAACUCUCCACCAUUAACAUCGCCGUGUCUGCUCUGUCAAGACAGCUCCGACACAGAUUUCAUUCCUCCUUCUGCUUCCUGGACAUCUCCGGGUUCGCCAGCGCAUCAGCGUUCCAUCUCGGGUCUGAACUCUCCUUGACCGGCGCCCAUCCCAGUUGGAUCUGUUUAUGGUUCAAAUGAGCUUCAAGUUGUCGUGAAAUGCAGGGUUCAACACCGCCCAAGACAUAUGUACAUACCUGCAUGGUCUUCUGAUCCCAAUCCUUGGUAAAACUCUUGAUUUUGCCAUCUUCGACCUCAAAGAUGGCCGCUGCACUCCACUGCGCAUGGCGACCAGAUGCGGGGAUUCCCUUGUACGGUUUCCCACAGUGGCUGCCUUCGGCGGUAUAGCGGAGCAGGACCUGGCCGUUUUUUGCGAACACCUGGUCGAACCGGAUGAUGUGCAGGUCGGCCACACUUUCCAUCACGACGGAAUGUGACUGAGCAUAGUCCAUUGGCGUCUCGCAGCCAGGAAAAGUGGCCGGAGCCCAGAACCAGCUGUCGUCCCGGCACAGAUGACGAACCGAGUCUCCUCCCUUGUUUUCACUAGGUGAGUACGCGAUCGCCAUGUAUUCUUUGCAUAUUGCGAUGUUGCGCUGUGACGGCAUUUGUUGCUGUCAGUCGAUCGCUCUGGGUGUGCUCCCAAGGCCUCCUCAUCCUUCUCCGACAGCAGGUAGGUUAGGAGAAGCAGACUGACCUCUUCUUCCGGAGUCUGAUCUGUGGUGAUCACGGCUGGAGGGUAUUUCUCGGGGGUCGUCAUGUUGGCGCUUGAGAUGCUGAAUGGUGAACAACAGGAUCAAUAGGCCUCCUCCGAUUUUACAUUCAUCCCAUGGCACUGAAGUAUUGGUAAAAUUACUCCCAUUGUUUAAUUCAAUCCAUAUCCUAUCCGACUUAAUACGUCAUUGUACUCGUUGUGAGGGGUAGUCACUGGGGAAGGUGAUGCAAGGCUAUACUCACAAGGCUGUGCGUUAAAGCUGCGCAUUAUGGCUUCCACUGGCAGGGGAGACCUGAAGGAUAUGUGUUAUCCUUGCUGACAGGGCUAGGACGGAGAAUAUUUACUGGAGCAGUAUGCAGAACAACUGUUGCUAUUGAAAGCUCAAGCCGCCGGUUGUUCACUUCUUCGCAAGUUGGAUAAGUUCUUGGGUGAUUAUUUCUUGCCGCCCUUUCGAUUGCUCGCUCGCCAAAUGUGUCUCGAAUGGUAGCAUCUGCACCGUUGUUGAGGAGAAAUUCCACCAUCUCCGCGUCACCUCGUUCUGCGGCCCCAUGAAGCGGAGUUCCCAGAGCCAUGAAAUCGCAAUAUUGGAACGAAGUUGGAUGGGAUUGAUAUUCGAUUUCAUUGAUUCUGGCCCCUCUCAGCAGGAGCGAUUGAGCAACAUCCAGCCGAUCGGCGGAGCUGCGCCGUGUAGCCCAGUGAAGGGGCUGGCCAUAAUCGCACGAGGCGCCGUGAUCGAACAGAAGCUGGAUGAUUUCCAAGGAGGCUUCUAGGACUGCGACCGACAACGGGGUCAUGUCGAAUCUGCACUGGGCGUUCGGGUCUGCGUUCUUCGACAAGAACAACCUUGUGAGUUGGGGAUCAUGGAAUGUCAGCCUGCCAGAGUCAGUUCUCGCGUAAACGGUCAUGAUAUCUUGGGACAUACGCCAACGGUGGAGGGUUCCAAGCGUUGAUGGGUUGGUUGAUAUCGACGCCGCUGUCCAACAGGGCGGAAAGGAUCUCAGCGGGACAUUGCCUGAUAGCCCAUUUUACGUCUUGAAUGGAAGCGGACUGGCCUUCGGCAAUUUUGCGUAGUACCCUGGGAUAGUCUCCAGCCAUGAGUGCACACCCUAAACUGUUAGCAUGGGCUCUGAGCAUAGCGCCCCAGUCGAUCUCUCUGUCCCGGGACUCCAUGUUCUGUAUCUGCAAGAGAUUAGAAUGUUGGAUAGUGGUGGUCUGCCUGCAGAUUGUAGUCGACUGGGUGAUGCUUUUAUGUCCAGCGACCUCACGUGCAAGAUUUGCCUCCCAUUAUUGCUGCCUAAUGCGGCUUGAACAUUUCUAACCGUCUUCUUCGCCUGCGUUCCUCGAAGAGUGACAGGUCCCGAGUUGGCGAUGCCGGUGCAGGUGAAUCUGGAUGGCGUCUCUCUAAGCACGAUCGAUGUCCCCGCCUACUAGUAGACACCGUCUUCCUGCUUCUUACGCAUCUCUACAACCUGCACAAAUCAUCCGUCAAACCCCAAUUCAGGUCCAGGAAAGCUGUUCAUCAAAGCGGUGUGUCAAGCGGCCUCGCAACGGUCGCGGCAUUGAGUGGUCUGAAGCUGAACGCCCACGGUGUCAGGACGACUUGCCCUCACCAUGCCGGAAUCGACCUCAUCCAUGCUAUCGUCACGUCUCGCCAACCUGAAUCCUUUCUCUAGGUCCCAAAGCAAGACCGAUGAUGAAGACCUCGGGGAAAAGAUUGAUCCAAGUACGAUUGCAGGCGGUGGCCAUGGUGUGCGCUCCUCCGAGGUCAACAAGGAUCAACUUCAAAUCAGCCACGCCCUGAGAUCAUUCCUGGUCCAUCACAACGUGAUUUCCAAAAGUGAUGCUAGCUUGCACAACGGGGGCCACUUGUCGGAGCCAUUACAAGCCCUGCUCAACAAGCCCUACAUCAAUGUGCCGCCGUAUAUUACUGACAGGUCUCAUCCGUUGCCGGAAUACUUUAUCAGUUCUAGCCAUAACACGUAUUUAAACGCUCACCAGCUAUAUGGAGAUUCUUCAGCAAUAGCGUACCAGACAGCUCUCAGUACUGGGUCUCGCUGCGUCGAAAUUGACGCCUGGGAUGACGAUGAAGACAAAGACGAACCGAAGGUCACGCACGGCUACACCCUCGUGUCGCAUAUUUCCUUUCGAUCCGUCUGCGAGACCAUCCGCGAUACUGUGGAUAGCGAAGCAGCACAAGUCACAAGUGACGGCCAGUAUCAACCUUCACCGAUCCUGGUAUCCCUGGAGAACCACUGUUCCGUCCAUGGACAGCGACGCCUCGUACAGAUAAUGAAGGACGUCUGGGGAGAUCGCCUACUAAGUGAGGCCGUCAGAGCUAAAGGGCACAAGGAACAAACUGGCUCCGGAAGCCAUGUGCGACUGGAGGAGUUGGGUUCGAAAAUCGUUGUCAUUGUCGAAUACCAUUUCCCCGGCGAACCCGAGGACGAUGAAAGCAGCUCCAGCGAUGACACCGAAGAAGAGACACGACAAGCGCAAAGGACCAGCAAGGAGAAAAAGAAGGUCGCUCCUUCAGUCACCAUAAUACCUGAACUGGCCGAGUUAGGCAUCUACGCUCAGUCGGUGAAGCCCAAAGACAACUCUUGGUACGCUGAAGUCGGCCUCAAGGACGGUCCGCACCACCACCUCAUCAACAUCUCAGAAACCGCACUGCGAGCGCAUUUGCCGGCCGAAAUCCACAGAAUCGCCCGGCAUAAUGCACAACAUCUGAUGCGAGUGUACCCUAAGGGAACUCGAGUCUCGUCUAAAAACCUCAAUCCUGUGCCUUUCUGGGGGCUCGGAGCGCAGAUCUGCGCCCUGAAUUGGCAGACCUUCGGGGCUGGUCUGCAGCUGAAUCAGGCUUUGUUCAGUGGGUCCGAGGGUUAUGUGCUGAAGCCUGUGGCUCUCCGCGCUGGCGGCAACGGGGUACUCAGCACCGGCCAAAAGAAGAGGCUUCGGCUUCACGUAGCAGGGGCUUCUGGCAUUCCCCUACCUGAAGGUCGGAAGGCAGACGACAUCUCACCGUACUUAUCCUGUACUAUGAUCCAUCCCGAUGAUCUGGAGAAGGACCCGGUCAAACGCAAGACGGCACCUUACAAACAUCACAAGCUCGGUUUCCUCCAUGAAGGCGAGAACCCGCCGGCCACGGACCCGGUUUGGGAUGAGACCCUUGAGUGGGAGUAUGAGGAUAAUGAAUUGGCCUUUUUGCGCAUGCUCAUCAAGAGCGACGACAGCUACUCCAGGAACCCUGUGCUAGCAGUCGCUGCUGUCAGGCUGAUGUAUGUUGUGCCUGGAUGGAGUUUCAUCCGUAUGCUAGACUUGAAGGGCAGGGAGACGACUUGCUCGUUACUGAUCAGAUUCGAGUUGGACAAUGUUUAGAUGGGGAGGGUAAUGUCAACUACCCACAAGGGCCAUGAUAUACAAUGAGAGCCAUCUUCCAUCACUUUAAUCUUUGUCUUAAGGCUCCGUGAGAUGAUACUACUGCCAGUGUGUAGUAGGACUCGACUCGGGAGUUUGAGCGGCGCCCGGCCGGAAUAAAUUGUAUUGCCGAACACCAAAAAUGCUGACAUAAACAUGUCAACUGUGG
Messenger RNA from Exophiala dermatitidis NIH/UT8656, 4458 nucleotides. Its product is annotated as 1-phosphatidylinositol-4,5-bisphosphate phosphodiesterase. The coding region runs from base 2487 to 4250 and encodes 587 amino acids. Gene Ontology annotation, biological process: lipid metabolic process; phosphatidylinositol-mediated signaling. Gene Ontology annotation, molecular function: phosphatidylinositol-4,5-bisphosphate phospholipase C activity. The transcript is spliced from 3 exons. Lineage: Eukaryota; Fungi; Ascomycota; Eurotiomycetes; Chaetothyriales; Herpotrichiellaceae. The record is from RefSeq and is a predicted model, not a curated record.